Tetrahymena thermophila SB210 is the source of this 1866-nucleotide messenger RNA. RefSeq lists its product as hypothetical. The transcript has a single exon. The record is from RefSeq and is a predicted model, not a curated record. Lineage: Eukaryota; Ciliophora; Oligohymenophorea; Hymenostomatida; Tetrahymenidae.
AUGAAAAAACAAUUUUAUACACUAGUUAUUGCGAUUUAUUACCUAAAUCUGAUAGUUUGCUAAUAAGGAUUUGUUAAAACAGAAUACACUGAAGUAAUAUCUGUUUUAAAUGAUGCAAUUUAUAGUGCUUUAGAUGAAACCUAUGGUUAAACAGAGGUUAUAAGAAUAUAACAAAGGCUCCUUUAAAUUUAAAAUUAAUAUCCUUAAACUAUAGAUGUUGUUAAAGGCUUAUAAGUAUUACAGGCAUCUGAAAGGUAUGCUAUAAUUAUAAAUAAGGAUCAGAGAUAAGUUUUCCUUGCUAUUAGAGGCACAGAUACGCUCAAAGUUAGUUUGGAGUAAGAUUCUUAAACAUGGCUUAGCAAUAUGCCUAUUUAUUCAUAUGAUAUCGCUUAAAUUAUGAGUCACAAUAUGACAGAUUUUUCUAAAUAAGGAUUUGAUGUUAUAGUUUGUGGUCACUCUGUUGGUGCUACUUUGGCUCUUCUUACUUGCUCAAAUAACUCAUGGAUUAAGCACUGCGAAAUUCACAAUCCUUAUUUAGAUGAUAGUUUUGUGGACAAAAUUAAUCCAUUAUUGAGAGCAACGAUGAUGCAAAAGAAAAUCAUAAUUUAGGAAACUAUUAAUGAUUACCUCAGUCAACGAUAUCCAACUAAGUAAAUGGAUGCUGUGUAUAGCUUUUUUGAUAUUAAAGGUAUAGGUUAAUAAUUAGGUAGCGAUACAUGCAUUACAUUAUUUGUAAAAGCUCAUUUAUAUGAAAGAAUAAAUUAUAUCUUUAAUUCUUAAGAAUAAGAAAGAUUGAAAAAAAUCGAUCAAAUAGAAUAGAAUCUCAAAUAAAUCACUGACUAAUUCUUAGAAAAAUUUGCUUGGCUCUUUUAUUCAAUCAGAUAAUGUUAAUACAAUUAAUAUUUUAAUUUAUAUUACAAUGCAUGUUAAUCUUGUCCUCCUAAUUUUGGUUGUACUUCAAGUUUUCUUGGACCUUACACUUGUAGAUUAGGAUCUAUUCCAAAUUAGUAAACUGGAAAUUGUGAUAGUUGUGGUUAAGGAAAAUUUGCUGAUUUAGGUAGCUUGAUGUGCUAAGAUUGCUAACUUGGCUCUUAUUGUGUGAAUGGUGUUAAAAUAGAGUGUCCUGAAGGAACUUUUAAUAAUGAUCCAAAAAGUUAGUAAUGUUAAAAAUGCAGUAGCAGAUUUUUUUAAAACGAAAAAGGUUAAAGUAUUUGCAAGCAAUGUCCUCCAGGUUAUUAAUGCCCAACACCUGGUAUGAUCUAACCAAUCCCAUGUAUGCCUGGCACAUAUAAUCCUCGUUUUAAAGAGGAUUAAUGCUACUUGUGUGAUCCUGGAUCUUAUUAAACAUAAUCUGGAUAAUCUUCUUGUGAUCUUUGCCCAGAAGGAUUCAAAUGUCCUGCAAAAGAUUAAAGUCCAAUUCCAUGUCCACCUGGUUACUACAAUUCAAAUAAAAAAUAAACUUAGUGCUAUAUUUGCGAUUUAGGUUUAUAUCAAACUAAUUAUGGUUAGUCUUUUUGUGAGCGUUGUCCAGCAGGUAAUUAUUGUCCUAGAUAGGAUCAAGAACCUAUUCCUUGUCCUCCAGGCACGUAUAACCGUAAUACUAAAUAAGAUUAAUGCUAUUAAUGUGAUCCUGGUAGAUACCAAACUUAAUAAGGUAUGAGCUUUUGCAACGAAUGUCCUGAAGGUUAUCAAUGUCCUUCUAGAAAUUUAGAUCCAAUACCUUGCCCUCCAAAUACAUACAAUGCUAAUAAGAACUAAGAUCGCUGCUAUCCAUGUAGUGCAUCAUAAUAUUAACCUCUUAGUGGUCAGACUUCAUGUAUCCCAAUCCCUAAAACCUUUCUCAAUUAAUAAAAUGAAAUAUUCUGA